Zingiber officinale is the source of this 921-nucleotide messenger RNA. RefSeq names its product multiple myeloma tumor-associated protein 2 homolog. The coding region runs from base 114 to 791 and encodes 225 amino acids. The transcript is spliced from 4 exons. The record is from RefSeq and is a predicted model, not a curated record. NCBI's taxonomy places the organism in Eukaryota, Viridiplantae, Streptophyta, Magnoliopsida, Zingiberales, Zingiberaceae.
UAGUGGUUUAUUAUCUCCAAUUUCCGUAUCGUUAUCUCCAACUUCGCCCUUUCGCCGGCGCGAUCGGAAUCGCUUUCGGAAUCGAAGCAAACCGAAGCGGAGCUGAGGAAGCGAUGUAUAAUCCUUCGAGAGGAGGUGUUCGAGGCGGUCGAGAUCAAUUCAAAUGGGAUGAUGUGAAGGUUGAUAAACAUCGAGAGAAUUAUCUUGGUCAUAGCAUUAAUGCUCCUGUUGGCCGAUGGCAAAAAGGGAAAGAUCUGUUCUGGUAUACUCGAGACAAGCAAUCUCCCAGCUCAGAGAUGGAUUCCAUUAGAGAGGAAAUCAAAAGGAUCAAAGAAGAUGAAGAACAGGCUAUGCGAGAAGUGCUUGGCUUGGCUCCUAAGCGCGCCAGUCGGCCUCAAGGCAAUCGGCUGGAUAAACAUGAAUACACAGAGCUUGUAAAGAGAGGGUCUACCGCUGACGACCUGGGUGCUCAGCAUGCCGAAGCAAUUAUGGUUCAAGGGCUUGGCUUGUACAAGGCACCUCGCAAUCAACCGGAGUCUAGCACUCUUCAACGAACCUUUAACGAAAGCGACGAAGAUCAGUCGAUGGACACAUGCAGAAAAAGGAGGCGGCGGGAAGAAAGGGAUGAGAGGAGACACCGCAGUAGUAAUGAUGAACCAAGACACGAAGAGGGAAAGGACAGAGAAGGUAAUCAUCGAAAGCAUCACGAGAAGAAACGGUCUAAUGAUUCGGAUGACAAGCGAAUACACCAGAGCAGGCAUAAAGGCAAGAGCAGGCAUGAUUCUGAUUGAUUCAUGGCUUGUCAUGGCCAGUGACGAUAAAUUCUGUAUCUAUGUUUUCACCUAGAAUUAACUGCACUUUGUUUGAAACAAGCUAACGGUUAAUCUCAAAAGCCAACACAUCCGUUGGUCGUUGGCAGUA